Molecule: messenger RNA, 1610 nt
Organism: Impatiens glandulifera
Lineage: Eukaryota; Viridiplantae; Streptophyta; Magnoliopsida; Ericales; Balsaminaceae
Product: protein WHAT'S THIS FACTOR 9, mitochondrial
Exons: 1
Coding region: 181-1350 (389 amino acids)
Molecular function (GO): RNA binding
Source: RefSeq, a predicted model, not a curated record
AUGGUUGCAAAUUUAGCUCAUUUUGUAAGUUUCUAUGAAUUUGAUGUCUUCUUUUGUAAAUUAUUUUCAGUGGAAUCAAAACAGAUAUAAUUUGUUUGAUAAUGGUAUUUGAUGAAUCAAAAACAUCUCUGAAACCAAUUGCCGAUGAAGAUCAGUGCCGUUUUGUUAUGAAAAAGCUCAAUGUCUCUAUUCACAGCACGGGUCCUCACCGCCGCCGGUCUUCUUCACCGCCACGUCCACCGGAGGAACUUCAUUGCCGCAAGAAUUAAAUGGGUACGUGAUCCUUACUUAGAUAAUGUCGUCCAAAGAGAGAAAGAUCUCAAAUCAGUAAUCUCCCUCAAAAACCUAAUCUUUUCUCAACCUUCAAAAUUCCUUCCCAUCUCCGUCGCUUCCCUUGAAAAGGACCGUCUUGGACUCCCGACCACUGUCGUAAAGUUUAUCGAGUAUUACCCAUCUGUUUUUUCCGAAUUCCGGCCAGAAAAGCCGCUAUCUUUGCCCCACUUGAAGCUUACCCGUCAAGCUUUAGCUAUCCACCGAGAGGAAACACGAUUGUCCAAUUCUCAGGAACAGCUUAAAGAAGCGGCGGAAAGGUUGGCUAAGUUUCUGAUGCUCGCCGGAGCUGGAAGGGUUCCUUUUGUUAUUAUUGACAGGUUUAGAUAUGAUCUUGGUUUACCUCUUAAUUAUGUUCUCAAUCUUCUUCCAGAUUACCCUGAUUACUUUCAGAUGUGUAGUAUAAGAUGUAAUAAUGGUUGUGAAAUGCUUGGAUUAGAGUUGGUUUCAUGGAAGAAUGAAUUAGCAGUUUCAGUUAUGCAGAAGAAGGAAAUGGAUAACAAUGUGGGUAAUAGAAGAAUACCUUUUCUGAUGGAGCUGCCAAGAGGGUUUGAUUUGGAGAAGAAAGUGAUGAAUUGGGUUCAUCAGUUUCAGAGAUUACCAUACAUUUCUCCUUACGAAAAUGCAUUUCAUUUACCGCCGAAGAGCGAUCAGGCUGAGAAAUGGGCGGUUGGGAUUGUACAUGAACUGCUCCAUCUUCUUGUUUCAAAGAAGACUGAAAGAGAGAAUCUGUAUUCUCUAGGGGAUUAUUUAGGGUUUGGGAUGAGGUUCAAGAACGCUCUGGUGCACCAUCCUGGAAUAUUCUAUGUAUCGAAUAAGAAUAGCACUCAGACUGUUGUUCUUAGAGAGGCUUUUAGGAAGGAUUUCUUGAUUUUGAAAAAUCCACUCAUGGGGAUAAGACAUAGGUAUAUCCACCUUAUGAACAAACAACCACCUAAUUUGAGACGGAAAUUGAUCCCAUUUGAAUCUAGUCGUCGUAUGAACCGGGUUUUGUUAGCAUCCAAACAUGGCUUAGUUUGAUUCUUAGGAUUUAUCUGCAUUGUUAUUGCUGAAAUUGGUAGUUUCUGGAUUACUACUUCAAUAGAGUAAAAUAGAUAUAAGGCAAGAAGAGAAGAAGAUAAGCCUGUGUUUAAAGGUUUAUUUUCAGUUUUCUUCACUUCUUGCUUUUAUCUCUUUACAAUGGAUGGACUUUAGUUCUUCAGGGUAUUAGAGAUCAUGGUUACUUAAUUCACUAUACUUGUAUAAUAAUUAAUGUUGAUUUAAUUUGUUCUCAAAUUUGA